AUGGACCGGCGAUACUUUAAGCCAAAGAAGCAAGUUUCGAGCACCGAGGCUGCGUCUCGUGGACGACAUCGAUCACAAUCACCGCGAAGGUCAACCCGUCACUUUACGAACCUGAAGCCGCUCACAUAUGAACCGUUGAGAACGUCUCGCUCGAUCAGAGUUGUCCAAAUUCUCAAGUUCAACAGAGAGAACCUCGAGAUCUUCGCUACACUGCACCAGGUAACGCUUGGCGAUACCGAAAAGACGACCACGAAGUAUGCCGCUUUGUCCUACACAUGGGGUCACCCAGUCACAUCCACAGAGCAUUGGGGGCCCUACAGUAUUAAGCCCGAGAAUACAAUCGCCAAAGCAAGACUCAUCUUGGUCCAACCCGGAGACUAUCUUCGCAUGGUCAGCGACGACAAUGCUAUCAGCGACUGUAGCUGGGUCGAUCCAUCGCGGCUCGCAGAGUACGAGAUGACAGAGAACCUAUCCGACUUUCUCGUAGGCUUGACGAGUCGAUCCGAGGAACGCGGUGCACACAUACCUCUCGUUUGGAUCGAUGCCAUCUGCAUAGACCAGACAGACCCCCAAGAAAAGGCCGUCCAGAUCCCCCUCAUGGGCGAGAUCUAUGCGCAGUCUUCUGCGGUAUACAUCUGGCUAGGGAAACAGGACCGAGACCUCCAGGGGCUGUACUGGAUAUACAGAACGCUGUUGCCGGCAAUCAGAGAGCGCCAGAAACAAUCGUCCUCAUAUCAGGAGUUCUUCCGGUGGCUUCAGUCCUACGGCCCGGGUGACGAACGACUGUUGAAAGAUCUUGGGCUAAAGCUUGAGAAAACCUCACUGAAGAAUCAGUGGAUUACAUAUCUCAUGUUCUUCGCAACAAGGUCCUGGUUCUUCAGAGCCUGGACCUUGCAGGAGGCUGUCGUCGCCAGCAACCCCGUCUUCGUUGUUGGAAACGAAUUCCAUGUCUUGACCUGGGCCGACACUUGGGAUCUGAGGAGAAUAGUACAGGCUUGGAGUAACGGUUUAUCAGAGUUGACGAUGGACAACAAAAACCUUGCUCCGGAGUUGAGAGGUAUCCGUCUCAUUCGAGGCUGGACCGAAAUAUUCCCUCUUCGAAGCACCUUCUCGAGCUGCCUCCGAGCUGAAAACAGAGUCUACUCAACCUUUGGCAUGGCCAAGAUGAUUUACCCUCCAGAAACGUCGCCCGAUUCUUGA
This is a messenger RNA of Colletotrichum fioriniae, 1200 nucleotides long. RefSeq lists its product as uncharacterized. The record is from RefSeq and is a predicted model, not a curated record. NCBI's taxonomy places the organism in Eukaryota, Fungi, Ascomycota, Sordariomycetes, Glomerellales, Glomerellaceae.